AGAAUACUGAAAAAGAUUAGAUCCUGCCUCUCUCACUCUACCAUCAUCACCUACUCCCCCUCAUCCUCUUUUGAGCGUAUACCUUUCUCCCCAUCCCUACUUUAUCAUCAUGUUCACAAUGCGAUCAUCAGCAGCUUUGGCUAUUGCAAUAGCUCUUUCCACUUUGGGUUCCACUUCAGCAAAGGCAGUGGAGAUGAACUUGCAAUCACGUCAACAACAACAACCAGGAACUCCUUUAUUCUUGGACGAACCAGCUUGUGGUUUCUAUCAAUGUGAUAUCACUUGGUACCCUGGUCAAAAUGUAACUGCACAUUGGUUAGACGCACCAGAAGGAAAUGUAAUUUUAGAUAUGAUGGCAGACGCAGGAGCAACAUUUGCAUAUAACGUAGCCACCGUUCCCGGUACAACAACAAAUUGCGAUAGCGAAGGUCAAAAGACAUGUGGACAAUUCUCUUGGAUCGUUCCAUCUGCAUGGGUCAAUGGCUCAACGUAUGGAAAUUAUUCUCUACGUGCAAGCUCGCAAUCUAAUCAAUCGGUUGAAAGUUACACGGAUAUCAUUUUGGUUAAACCAUCAAAUGGAACGAAAACAAACAUUCCAUUCAAGGCUUUGGAUCCCGUCGCAGCUGGCACUGGUAACUCUUCUUCCACCUCCUCUUCCUCUUCAUCUAGCACAACCUCUGGCUCACCCGCUUCAACCGGAGCAGGAUCAGGAUCAGGAACACAAUCUGGUCAAACUGGUUCCACAAGUGAAACACAUGCAGCUUCCAAACCCAAUUCAUCUGCAUCUUUUGCUAACGUCGGUCAACAAGCUGUUGUUGCUUUCACAGCAGCUUCUCUCUUUGCCGCUAUCGCUCUUACGCUCUGAUCUUUCCGAAAAAAGCAUUCUUCGAUCUCAAGUUUCCGUUCAUCAUCCAAAGCACACAAAUCAUUCAUUUAUAUAUCCAUUCAUUUAUUCAACUUCAUGCUCUGCAUAAUCUAAACACGGUUGCUC
Molecule: messenger RNA, 991 nt
Organism: Meira miltonrushii
Lineage: Eukaryota; Fungi; Basidiomycota; Exobasidiomycetes; Exobasidiales; Brachybasidiaceae
Exons: 1
Coding region: 110-865 (251 amino acids)
Source: RefSeq, a predicted model, not a curated record